AUGAGUUUUCAUGACGAUUCGCAUAUUUUAUCACAGCUGGGAAUCUUGGAUUCGCACGAGCGCAGUCCCAAGCGAGACACUGCGCCAACAGACAAAAAAUUCGUGGAUGUAAAGCUGACGGCGUCGGUUUCAGAUGACGAUGAGGACGAUGAUGAGGAUUUGGUCUUUGACAGAAACAACCUGUUAUCCUCCAACAAACGACAGAAUGCUUCACUAAUUCGAGGGAGAGCUGAUAAUCAAACAAUUCGAUUUCUGAUUCUUUUGAUCCUUUUUCUAAUUGCUGGACUUGUAAGCACUGCGACCAGCCUAUCUAUAUGUUCCGUUCGACACGAGGUGAUAGGAUGUCUUUGGACUUGUAUUGGAAUGUUUUGUGGCGCUUGGGCUACCAAGCUCACCGCUUCCCGGUCAAAUCUGAUGCUGUUCCUACUCGCAACCCUUCUCACUCUCCUUGUCAAUCUGUUUUUCGCUUUUAGCUUCUCAUUUCUGUUCGCUCUCCGCGGAUUUUUCGUCGGAGCCACCUUGUAUGGUGGAGCUCUCGUUUGGUUCGCUUUCUGGAGGAAACAACCAAGGAAAUUGCUUAUUUUGCUGUUGGUAUUUUCCGCUGGAGGUCUGCUAGCAAUGUCUGUGAAAACUAGCGUGUUUUCCGAAGCCACCAGCUCCCUCGCCGAUAUGAGCAUAGUCACCAGAUCCAUUCAAAAUACAGUAUCCCGUUUGAAAAGAGCCGCUGCUGUCCCAGAGGAAACUGAUAAAACGCUGCUUCCCUUCGUGGCUGUUGUCGAUAAUUCUACACAGAAAAUUAUCAAUGAUACUGCAGAUUCUACAGUGAAAAAACCCGAAGUGGCGACUGGAACACUGGAAAAAUCCAAGACCAAAACCGAGAUGAACGCUGAAAAAGAGAAAGAAGUGGAGGAGAAAAAACUGCCGGUGGUUGAUGGAAAUACGAAUUCCACGGAUUCAGAAGCCACGACGACGUCUUCUAGUACUUCUACGACUACUACAACCUCUACAACGACGACGACGACCACAGAAGCUCCAACAACGACUUCUACAACUACAACGACCACGACGACGACUACAGAAGCGCCAACGACGACUACAAAAGUGAUUACUGUAGAUGUGAAAACGAGGGAUAGCAAAGAAGAAGCGAGACGGAGGAAGCAAGAGGAUCCAUCUCCCCAAUCCAUCGUAUCCCCUCCAUACCCUGCAAACUGCCCCUCCGACUCCCUCUUCUUGACUGGAAACGUGGCAUCUGCUGAAGAAACCAUCUCCUCAUUCGUCAAAACUUUUGUAUCUUUUGGUGUCAUAAUCUAUUUUAUCUCCUAUGCCCUCUGCUGUCUUCCAUGUGGAUUGAAGCCAGAUUCGAAAGUCAAAAAGCUAGAAUCCGAUUCGAUUGUUGGUCUGGGAAUGCGUCUGAGGAUUCUGAUAGCCGCUGUACAGACAAUUGUUGGAUUUUUGCAUCAAAUCAAACAUUUCCACUCGUCGAAUCAACCCAAUGCCAGUUCUGAUCACAUUCUAGUCUGUGUAUUUGUGGUGAUCACACUGUUGGUGAUGGCUUUUGGAGGACACAAAGUUGGCACACUUGAAGCUGUGAUUGUCUCCUACCUGCUUACCGUGUUCGGAGAAGUCGUUCUUCUAUUUUCAGCGAAUUCUCAAUUUGGGAAUAUUGUAUCAAAUUGUGGAUUGACUGCCAUUUGGGUUUCGCUCUUUUUCGUUGUGGAGAUCUUCCUCCAAGUGCGUGCCACCGUCCAACUUGCCUACUUCCUAAUUGCUUGGAUCGUCGGCCGCGCCAUAGCCUGUCUUUUUGCACUGGAACCAGUUUUCGAAGGCCUAGAACAUUCAUUCUGUGUCCUUUUCACGAUUUCCAUUGGAAUUCUACUGUUCUAUAUCGUCAGAAUGCUCCAAAAAUCGAAACGGCUCAAAGAGAUUCUGGAUAAUUCGAGUGCUCCGAUUGUUGCUCAUUCGACAGGAGAUGGAGAGUAUAUCUCGUUAACUGCUCAAGACGUUUUGGAUGAUGAUGAUUUGAUUGAUGAUGAUGAGAUGGAUCGAAGCUCAAUGGAUCUGGACUACGAGCUGGAGCAACUGGGACUUGAGCCAGUUGGAGCAUCAUCGCGGUCAUAA
Molecule: messenger RNA, 2118 nt
Organism: Caenorhabditis briggsae
Lineage: Eukaryota; Metazoa; Nematoda; Chromadorea; Rhabditida; Rhabditidae
Exons: 11
Coding region: 1-2118 (705 amino acids)
Source: RefSeq, a predicted model, not a curated record